Triplophysa rosa is the source of this 2060-nucleotide messenger RNA. RefSeq names its product G protein signaling modulator 1a (gene gpsm1a). The record is from RefSeq and is a predicted model, not a curated record. Gene Ontology annotation, molecular function: protein binding; GTPase regulator activity. NCBI's taxonomy places the organism in Eukaryota, Metazoa, Chordata, Actinopteri, Cypriniformes, Nemacheilidae. Bases 742 to 1242 code for a protein of 166 amino acids. The transcript is spliced from 3 exons.
GCUGGCAACAAAGAGGUGAAAAUGACAGAUAUAUCAGGAAUCUUGGCCACUGUAUCCUGGUGUAACUGUGCUCCAGUUUUCCUGACUGUGAGGAGAGAGAGAGGCAACUGAUCCCCCAGGAGGCGAUGAAUGGAACUCAACAAUGCAGGAAUGCAAGCCAAUGUGUGUGUGCGUUUGUGUGCCAGACAGUGUGUGUAUGUGUUUGUUGCUGUAUGUAUCCCUGUGUGCGAGUGAACAACAGGAGCGAGAUUUGGAAGCCGAUUUCCAGUUCCUAUAGCAACCAUGAUGUAAGCGGAGAGGGGCAACUGCGCCCCAUUUCUCUCUCUCUCCCCCCUCACUUCCCCUUUCUCUCUCUCUCUCUCUCUCUCUCUCCCUCGAAAACAGACAGCCCUGCACACAGGAAAGCUGGGUGUGGAAUAUUGGGAAGUCAUUCACAUCUUUGCUGGAAUAAAUGCAUUUUUUCCUUGUGUUCGUUUGUUUGUUUUUGUGUCAGAGGAGAUUUGCGAGCUGGACAGCAUUGUUCAGAAACACAUACAUCUCAAUCUUGGGACAGAAAGAUGUGUUUGUGAUGUCUGGCGUGAAAACCAUUUAGUGACAGAGGUUGUGGCUGAUCUCAGAUGAAGUCCCCGUAGACGGCGCUUUGUCAAGUUUAUUGGGAUUUUCUUUUUUGGAAAGGAUAAAACUGUAAGGCCCAGUCACCUCUAAUGAGUUCUGCCCUUCCAAGACCCCCAAAGAAGCGGCAUGGAGAACCGGAGCCGCCGGCACCCUCAACAACCCAAUGACCCGGCCGAAGAGGCCUCGACUGGGCCCCAGUGCUCCAUGCCUCAGUCCCCUCUACUGUCUGGAGCUUCCUCUCUCAUCUCUCUCAGCCAGACAGAGGAGUUCUUUGACCUGAUAGCCAGCUCGCAGAGCCGCAGACUGGACGACCAGAGAGCCAGUAUAGGCGAUCGGCUGGGCAUCAGGAUAGCGCAAAACAACGUGGGACACUUGUGCGAGGCGUGCAGUCCACGGCAACCUAGUGACGAGUUUUUCAACAUGCUCAUAAAAUACCAGUCCUCCAGAAUCAAUGACCAGAGAUGCUCUUUACUGCCUGCACCAGACGACCCAGAUGAAGACUUCUUCAGCCUAAUCCAGAAAGUGCAAUCCAAACGGAUGGAUGAACAGCGGGUAUCUUUUUAUCCUGACGAAAAAGAAGAGACAGACUCGAAUCAUAAGUCCAAAACCUCUGAAGGAUCAAGUUAGAGACAUUUUGUGUUGACAUCGCCACGCAACACUAAGACCCUCUUGGAUGUGCGUUUCGCGUGAUCUUCAGAGGCUUGGUUUAGGCGAAUAACGUAGGACAGUAGUAGAAUUAUUACAAAGUGAUUUGAUUCGUAUUUUGCUGUGCCAGAUGUGAGCCUAAACCUCACAGAAGUGUCCGAAAGUGUUUGUGCUCCAGACAUUGUUCCAUCAUGUUUGUGCAGAAGUAAAACAACACCGUGGAAAGCGACGAUUAACAUACUUAUGAAGGGUAAAGUUACUAACCGCUCUCACACAAAACAGUGUAGAUCGACGUGACAAAUAACCGUUGCGCAUAAUUCACGAGCAGGUGCGUGUGCGUUUAGCUCGAGUGGAAAGUAUUUCUCAGCAGAUGCUGAAUAUGAAGUUAGUGAUUCUCAGCAGAUGGGUGAAAUUGCAUUCGGCAUGACGAUGGAUUUCCAUGCUUGGGAUCAGUCGGUGGUCUAAUUCUGCCGUAAUAAAUAAUAUGACAACUAAAUACUAGACCAAGAUGAGAUCUAAAAUUUGGAUAGUUUGUCUGUAAAAAGAACAUAGGUGCACUGUUAACAUGCCGUUUUGAAAUAAACAUGAUGUUUUAGUAUGGUGUCCGUGUUGUCUUUUUAAUAGCAAAAGUAUCAGGGCUGCAUGAUAAUGGGUAAAAUGAUCAUCGCAAUUAUUAUUCAUAUUAAUCACGAUUUAUAAUCACGAUUUAUGACCUCGAUUAUUCUGUCAGUUUUAAAAGUAUUUUUAUAUUUAUUACACUUUAUACAUGUAUGCAGUGUCACUCCUCCACAAAAAUGAAA